Aplosporella prunicola CBS 121167 is the source of this 914-nucleotide messenger RNA. RefSeq lists its product as uncharacterized. Gene Ontology annotation, biological process: regulation of DNA-templated transcription. Bases 353 to 724 code for a protein of 123 amino acids. The record is from RefSeq and is a predicted model, not a curated record. NCBI's taxonomy places the organism in Eukaryota, Fungi, Ascomycota, Dothideomycetes, Botryosphaeriales, Aplosporellaceae. Gene Ontology annotation, molecular function: DNA-binding transcription factor activity. The transcript has 3 exons.
GGGCUGACCCUCAAUCAUUAUGCGGUUGGUAAACGUUUCCAUAAGCGUCGCAGUUGCCUGUUGGCCAAACCUUUUUAUAUCUAUUUCCUUCUGAAUUCGAGUGCAAAUUGCCAUCAUCUCAAACAUCAGACUGUGUGCAAUUCAUUUCCCACUUGCUUCAAAGAUUUCAGCACCGUCCGCACCUGUUCUGUCUCUGCUUUCUCAAAGCACACUCCCCUACACAUCUUGUGCCCUCCUUCUACGACGAACCACAAAUCCAAGCCUCGCCGCAAGUCAAGUCCUCAGUCCCGUCCCACAUUUAGACCACUGCCGACCCUAGGCUACACCGCAACGUCAAGCUUCUUCAUCCAGUAUGUCUCAUGAGCAGCAGUCAAGUGGAGACCAGGCAGCAGAGGAAGACUGGACCAGAAUUCAAGAUCCUGAGGAACGGCGAAGGAUGCAGAACAGGAUAUCACAGAGGCGAUACAGGCAAAGGACUAGGGAUGAGCAAGAGAACAACGAGCGGCGUAUGGUCAACCAAGAGCACGCUGGGUCUUCUUACAACCCGGCCGAUCCCGGAGACCUAGAAAGAUAUCCUCGAGAGUAUUCCGGUAUUCCUUGGGGUGGCGUUUCUGUACGGUAUGCAGCGGAGUCAGGGCGAGUGAAUGAGCAAAACUCGCAACAUAGCUCACGGGAAGCAUCUGUCUACACCGCGGGAUCAGGCACAGGAGGAGGUGGGCACUAGACUUGCCCCGCAGACUUGAUACGUCUGACCGGUCGAUUGUCUGGGGGCGGACCUUGACCUUGACCCACCCCAAGCUUGGCCCACUCAAGCAAUCUACCAGCCCUAGUGCUUGCUUCCCUCACCCGGCACGUUCGUUUUACAACUUGAUGCAAUGCAGGUUGGGGUGCUCAUGAGCACAUUUCUUAGCGUA